Molecule: messenger RNA, 396 nt
Organism: Chondrus crispus (carragheen)
Lineage: Eukaryota; Rhodophyta; Florideophyceae; Gigartinales; Gigartinaceae
Exons: 1
Coding region: 1-396 (131 amino acids)
Source: RefSeq, a predicted model, not a curated record
AUGUGUUGUCCGCUGAGAAGGGCUACGGUGGGAAGGCGGAUAUCAGGCACACAACCUCAUCUGCAUGUUCAACUGUUACGAUACUAUGACGGACAUCAGAAUACCGUAGGAGAUUGGAGUGAUUAUCUGUCACGGCCAGAACGAAGGUACGAUUGCACGUACGGUGCAGUGUGUUUACAAAUAUCCAUUUUUGGAUGCCUCAAGCUCGGUGAGCAACGUAAGUUAGAUGCCUUCGUUUCUGUGAGAGUUCUACACAGGCUGCACGCACUUUACAUGCAUACACUUUGGACCAUGAGGACGUCAAGCACAAUCCCUCUUUCUCCCUCUCUGCGCGUUCGCGUGGCUCUCAUACGGCAGAUGUGUAGACUUACAAAAAGGCUCCUCAUAGCCUCUUAA